ACGUGUCCUUCGUUUCACCGCCAUUAUAACCAAACCCUACAAAUUCCUGAAUUUUCCCUCUUGCUUGUUUCCUUUACCGAUUCCUUCCGGCAAAAAAAUCGAAAACGUUAAUCGGACAGGCCUAAUAGCCAACCGACUCUUAACAAAUGAACGCGACAAUGCUGAGGCUCAUGUCGAAGAGACUGCUCGGGCAGGUGCCGCCGCAGCCCGCUCAAAUCCUGCCGCGUUUCUACCACGAGAACGUCAUCGACCACUUCAAUAACCCACGCAACGUCGGGUCCUUCGACAAGAAUGACCCGACGGUCGGAACGGGGCUCGUCGGUGCACCAGCCUGUGGAGAUGUGAUGAAGCUGCAGAUUAAGGUUGAUGAGAAGACUGGAGAGAUUGUUGAUGCUCGCUUUAAGACUUUUGGUUGUGGCUCUGCUAUUGCCUCCUCUUCUGUUGCUACUGAAUGGGUGAAAGGAAAGCAAAUGGAAGAAGUUUUAUCCAUAAAAAACACGGAGAUUGCAAAGCAUCUUUCUCUUCCACCAGUGAAGCUUCACUGCAGCAUGCUUGCAGAGGAUGCCAUCAAGGCAGCUGUGAAGGAUUACAAAACAAAGCGUUCAAAAUCAAAUGGCAGUCUUGAUGCUGCACCUAUUGAACAAGCUGCUCAAGCUUGAAGAUGUCUCAUGUGUAUAUGAUAAUGAGAAUGUUAAUCCAAUAGUGUUAUCUUGUAGCUAAAAUAAUGGAUUGCACCUAAACUCAAUUGUAUCUGAGGCUUGGGUUCAACUCAUGUCUAGCAAUUGUUUGUUACAAAUUGGUGGUGUUUAUUAUGAAAUAGACGUUACAUGUGUGAAUUAUGUUCUCCAUGUUCAUGUUGGUGGAAACUAUUGGUUGGAUUGGAUCGAAGA
Jatropha curcas is the source of this 890-nucleotide messenger RNA. RefSeq names its product iron-sulfur cluster assembly protein 1. Gene Ontology annotation, biological process: iron-sulfur cluster assembly. Lineage: Eukaryota; Viridiplantae; Streptophyta; Magnoliopsida; Malpighiales; Euphorbiaceae. The record is from RefSeq and is a predicted model, not a curated record. Gene Ontology annotation, molecular function: iron ion binding; iron-sulfur cluster binding.